UCCCCCGAGCUCCCUCUUCUCGUAUAUCUACUCCAUAACCUACACCGUACUGUUUGAAUCAUGAUGGCGAAGAUGGCCAAGGUCGCACUCGUGGCGCUCACCCUGGCGGCGGGCGGACUUGCGGAGGAGAAAGUGAAGCGCCACGCAACACAAUACUGGUAGUCCAUGUACUUCUCGGAGUUGUUGGCGGACGGUGACACCGUGGAGCUGCUCACCAACGGACCUUUCACGAUCAGUGCUGCGUGCGGCACCCUCGGAGGCGAAGCGGAGGUACGGCUGCUCCUGACCGUUACCGCGGACAGCGACGCCGACGAGUGGGUGUACGGAUACCCGGACUUCCUUCCCCAGGACUACUACAACUCGUGCGUCGGCACCACGGCCGCAGGCACGGUGAGCGACACGUGCAUCGUAUGGGGCACUGUGUCAGGCAAUGGUACCCCGGAGGAUGCUGGGGCGUACACCUCCCUCUCAGGGUACUACGUUUCCUUCGGAGGCCCUUCCACGAUCGGCUUCAACAAGGAGGCCAUGUCCAACGAGGCGUACCUCACCUACUCUAAUGGAUUCACCGCCGAGGAAGUGGCCGCUUUCCCCAACGACUGCGCGAUUUCCGGCGAGCUGACAUACAACUAGGCUUCCGGCGAUGACCCGUGAUUUGGGGAUUGCGUUUGAAUGUGGGCUUGCCGGUGUGGUGCUAAGGCGUCGACAAUUGGUUGGCCUAGUAACGUUUGAUCUGAUGCCACGUGGAGUACACAGUGGCAUCACACCGCGACUUGGUUGGCUGUCAAGCCCGAUACCUCUCGUUGCGAGUUGAUUCUGUAGGUGAUGCUCUUCGACGGCUUAGCGCCGUUGGCGACAUGUGGUUGUUCGGAAUUUCUAGGUUCUGGGACGAAUCUCUCCUGCCCAGGCGAUUGGGUGUUGGCACGGAUCGAUUAGAGAUGGAUUGUUCAACCUGGGGCCAUUUCGGCUGAUCUCACGUCCUGUGAGAUUUCAGGCAACGACUGCUCCAUGAAGUUGAUCCCUUUGAACAUAGAGUGGUCGUUGCCGCACCACAUUAGACCUAGAUGUGCUGUUUAGUUUGGUCGUAUGCUCGCGCGCGCGCGUGCGUAAGCAAAUGCUACAAGUGGUUAACGUGUUUGCGAGGUAGGCCCUCCCCUCGUGUGGUAGGGAAGGUGUGUGUGUUGGUUCGGGUUCUGCGUGAGAAGAUCGGGGAGCGCCUGUCGUGUACGGUUCGUGACAAGGGCUCUGGGGACUACGCGUGUACUUUCCCUACAUGUAUUAUUUCUUUGUAGUAGUAGUAUUAGAGAUACAUCGAGAUCAAGUAGAGGAAGUUGGUUAUCGCGAGAAAACGUGUCCGGUUCCUGGCGAAUGCCGCUUGUGCUCUUGUCAAGUUGUUCGACUGCCACUGCCACAAACAUGACGUAGAGGUUGAUAUCUUGUCGCGGAGUGCCCGGCUCGCCCCGUUGUGUCCACUGUUGUGUCCACUCCACAGCUUUUCACGAGCGCACCCACGUCCUCUCAAGUAGUUCCCCAUGCCGAGAAGGAAAGGGAAGUCCUUGGCCGCCUAGCAUGCGUGUUAAGUUUUAUGCAGGUUUUUCGCUGUCUGACAAGCCAGGUGAUUUCUUCGACAGCCAC
Molecule: messenger RNA, 1632 nt
Organism: Ectocarpus sp. CCAP 1310/34
Lineage: Eukaryota; Phaeophyceae; Ectocarpales; Ectocarpaceae
Source: the annotation of a GenBank genome assembly